Spodoptera littoralis (African cotton leafworm) is the source of this 438-nucleotide messenger RNA. The record is from the annotation of a GenBank genome assembly. Lineage: Eukaryota; Metazoa; Arthropoda; Insecta; Lepidoptera; Noctuidae.
AUGGCAGAUACGGCCGACACAACCGACAUGACAGACACGACAGACACGACCGACACGACAGACACGAAUGACACGACAGACACGACCGAUACGACUGACACGACAGUUACGACCGACACGACCGAUACGACAGACACGACCGACACGACUGAUACGACAGACACGACCGACACGACAAAUACGACAAAUACGACAAACACGACCGAUACGACAGACACGACCGACACGACCGAUACGACAGACACGACCGACACGACAAAUACGACAAACACGACCCAUACGACAGACACGACCGACACGACCGAUACGACAGACACGACCGACACGACAAAUACGACAAACACGACCGAUACGACAGACACGACAGAUACGACUGAUAUGACAGACACGACCGACACGACAGACACGACUCAUACGACCGAUACGACAGACACGUAG